ACAAACCCCAUUUCUUUCCAUCCAUCGCGAUGUACCCAACGUCUGGGCCGACCUACCUGCCUCUCGGGCAGACACCCGGCCAAGAGGACGACUCCAAUGCUGACAGACAGGCCAAGUACGGUAUACGUCGCUACAAACGUCUCAAGAAUAUCUUAUCGGGCAUCUUCUGGGUUGGCUUGGGCUUCUCUUUAGGUAUCCAACACGAUUCAAUGGAUCCUUUGAGUUCACCGGCCGAUAUAGAGGUUCACCGAGCCCGGAGCUCGACCGCGCGUGGGACAGGUUCACUCGACAUCCAUUCGUGGAUGGAACUGCCUCGUUGAUCGCCGUGACUGAGGACGACAUCAAGCGUUCCAAAAAGAUGUCUGAAAGCGACUGGUUCAACUCGAUAGUAGAGUACGGGAAUCUCGGAGGUGGCUACAUGGCCACCGUAGAGCUCUUCCACCAGCUGCAUUGCCUGAACAUGCUGCGCAAAGCAAUCCAUCACGAUUAUUACAAGAGAAUGGCCCCAUCGGCCAACGGAACGUACCCGCACAUCUUGAUAACCCACCUUGAUCACUGUCUCGAGAUCUUACGCCAAGUCAUAAGCUGUCAGGGUGAUACGGGCCUCAUAACCUUUCAUUGGGUUCAAGGCAACCCGGUGGCAUAUCCAGACUUCAACACUUGGCAUCAAUGCAGGGAUCCAGAGGAGGUUCUCCCAUGGGCGAAAGCGCGAGAGGCGCCCCUGAGCGCACCGCUAAAGAAGGAAAUGUUCUCCAAUUUAGUUGAAAUGCCCCAUACUCCCUAAUGAGAGGUGUCCACAAUUGCGAUACUGUUUGGCUG
This is a messenger RNA of Purpureocillium takamizusanense, 819 nucleotides long. RefSeq lists its product as uncharacterized. The transcript is spliced from 5 exons. Lineage: Eukaryota; Fungi; Ascomycota; Sordariomycetes; Hypocreales; Ophiocordycipitaceae. The record is from RefSeq and is a predicted model, not a curated record. Gene Ontology annotation, biological process: mycotoxin biosynthetic process. The coding region runs from base 359 to 784 and encodes 141 amino acids.